Messenger RNA from Mytilus californianus (California mussel), 1646 nucleotides. RefSeq names its product probable ATP-dependent RNA helicase DDX28. The coding region runs from base 17 to 1630 and encodes 537 amino acids. NCBI's taxonomy places the organism in Eukaryota, Metazoa, Mollusca, Bivalvia, Mytilida, Mytilidae. The transcript has 14 exons. The record is from RefSeq and is a predicted model, not a curated record. Gene Ontology annotation, molecular function: nucleic acid binding; ATP binding.
GAUAACACAAGCCAACAUGGCAUAUUGGACAAGAAGACUCCAGAGAAUAUUGAUACUGUUAAAACAGUACAGUACACUUGUAGGAGACAGAGAAUUGCCCAGAAUAACAGUUCCCCAGAAGAUGAUGCUUAAUUUAGAAAAACAAAAACUUAAAAAGGAAGUACAAAAUCAGAAGAAAAAUAUUAAAUUCAAAUCACCUUUAAUUAUUUCAUGCAAGCGGUCUCAAUAUAAUCAUCAUAAAGGACAAACAUAUAGUGAGUUUGAUCCUAAAGUUCUUGUGUCUCAUUCAUGGAAAAACACAAAAUCUGCAGGAGAUCACUUCACUAUAAACAGUUAUGGAAAGAAUCCAGCCAUACAGAGAGAUAAUGAAACUCAACACUUUACAGACUUCAAUAUAAACCCAGAAUUUCUACCAGUGCUUGAAAGUAUGAACAUUACCUCCGCAACUGUGAUACAGAGUAAAUCUAUUGCCAAAGUUUUAGAAGGUGAAAAUAUUCAAAUAGCUGCAGAAACAGGUAGUGGUAAAACAUUAGCCUAUUUAUUACCCAUUAUGGAGUUGAUAUCAAGACAGAAGAAAAGUGAAGCUGAAUUUGGUACAGAUAUUCCAGAAAAUAGUCCAAGAUGUAUCAUAUUGGUGCCAACUAAAGAACUUGUACAACAGAUAAAGGUCCUUGCAGACAAGUUUGCUGAACAGAUGAACUUUUCUGUAGAGACUAUGAUUGGAAGCUUUGGAACAAAAAAAAAGUUGGCUUAUCCAAAGAAAUGUGACAUUGAUAUACUGAUAUCAACUACAGGGAUGUUAAGGAAAUUCUUAGGUGGCAGAAUAAUAAAACCCUCCCAUGUGAGACAUUUAGUCAUUGAUGAAGCAGACACAUUACUAGAUGACAGUUUUAAUUCAGAAAUUAAAUAUAUUAUCAAUAAAUUAGGUGUUUCAGAGAAUAUUACAUCAGAGACAAGUGCAGCAGGAAUGCAGCUAGUACUAGUUAGUGCCACCAUGCCAAGAAGUUUGAAAACUAUUCUAGGUGAUUCAUUUCCUAUUGAAGACAUGGAAAAAGUAACAACAGAUUUUCUACACCACUUGAUGCCACAUGUUCCACAGAAAUUUUUAAGACUAAAACCAUCACAAAAAGCAGAGGAAAUUGUUUUAAUGUCAAAGAAAUUAACAAAGAAAGGCACUCCAGCAAUGAUAUUCUGUAAUGAGCAUGCCAGAUCAGUUUGGUUGUCAAGAUUUUUAAAAGAACAAGCUAUUGACAAUGUUCUUAUGAAUGCAGGGAUGACACCCUAUGAAAGAAAAGAUAUAUUUGAAAGAUUCCAGAAUGAAGAGAAUGAUAUAUUAGUAUGUACAGAUAUAGCCUCUAGAGGGUUAGACACUGUCAGGGUAGAACAUGUGAUUAAUUAUGAUUUCCCUAAUUUUAUGUCAGACUACAUUCAUCGUGCUGGCCGUGUAGGUCGAGUUGGUUCCAAAUCUCAAGGUCUAGUCACAAGUUUUGUGACAUAUGCUUGGGAGGUUGACCUAUUGUGGAAUAUAGAGACUGCAGCCAGGAAAUCCCAGGAACUACACAAUGUCAAUGCAAAUAUCAAAAAGAAACUGGUUGGUAGGGCAGACAAAAGAGAAUUUGAACAUGAAUAAAAUUAUACAUAAUUUC